Messenger RNA from Caenorhabditis remanei, 2847 nucleotides. RefSeq lists its product as uncharacterized. The transcript is spliced from 15 exons. The record is from RefSeq and is a predicted model, not a curated record. Gene Ontology annotation, molecular function: protein binding. The coding region runs from base 1 to 2847 and encodes 948 amino acids. Lineage: Eukaryota; Metazoa; Nematoda; Chromadorea; Rhabditida; Rhabditidae.
AUGAACAGAAAAGAGAAAGAAGCGAGAAAGCUGCUACAUGCUGGAAACUUCAAAGAUGCCGUCGAUAAAUUAAACGAAGCAGGGCAGGAGUUGCAUAGAGCAGGGGAUUCGGAUAAAGCGAUCGAAGUGUUAGAAGAAGGAUCAAAAAUCGCCUUGCAAUACGGAAAACUACAAUACGAAAGGAGCUUUUGCGAACGAACUCUCUCUGAAAUUCACGCAGAUCUCGGAAAUAAAGAGCAAUGUCUCCGACACAUUCAGAAAUUCCGGACACUAUCAAAAGAAUGCGAAAACAAGUCACAAGAACAGUUAUCGUAUCAUGUGGAGGCGUGGUGUCUGCAACAACUGUUUUUGAACGGAAAAGCUGAGAGAACAGAUUUGGAAGAAGCGAUUAAGAAGACAAAGGAGUCGAGAAACUUUGUGCAAAAAUAUGGGAAGACGUUCAAACCAGAUGAGGUCGGAGGACCGCCGCAUAAGAGAAUGGCUGACUUGUACACUUUGGAAGCUCAGCUACAACACCAACUGGGUAACACCAAGGAAGCGAUGAAUCUAUUGGCAAAGACUCAGCAAUAUUUGAAGUCAAAUGAUAAAUCCACUAAAUUCGAAAUGCUUCGAACCAAAUGUAGCGUUGCUCCAGUGUCGCAGCGAAUCGAUAUAGCUGAAUUAAUGGAUGAUGACGCUCCAGAAGAAAAAAAAGCGCAGGCUUUGACAGAGCUGUCUCAUCAAUAUGUUCUUGGUAAAAUGCUGGAACGUGGAUAUAAAGCACUGGCCCACGCGCUCAUUAUGCAUCAAAAGCAGUUCGGACGGGAUGACUUGCAGGACUCAGUCAAACGAUUAUGUAUUUUAUACCGUCUGGUAAAAUACUCUGAAAUUCUCAAAAGCAACAAAAAAAGCAAACAAUAUUCUUUGUGUCAACUCCACGAAGCGAUUGGAGAUCUCUACGAUAAGUAUUAUCAGACAUUGCUGGAGACCGAGAAGAAAGAGUAUCGACAGUUUCUGAAGGAGAAUAUACUGCAAAAUUAUGAGAAAAUGCUGGAAUUCAAAAGAAAUGAUGAAGAUGUUCUUCGUGCAAAUCUUGCAAUCGCGUUGGUCUAUUGGGAUCUUGAGGAGUAUUCGAAAUCGAGAAAGAUUUUUGAGCAACGAUUGGAACUAUUGGAAAAUAUCGGCGCCUCGGAGGAUAAGACAAAAAUCAACUUUCCUGGACUCGAACGAGAAUUCGAUGUACUCAAAAAUGCAGUCGAACCAUUGAACAACACUAAACGAGAGCUCUACGAAGUCUGGGCGCACUACUGGUCAGAUAAGAAUGACGAAGAACGAGCUACGAUUUGGAGGGAUGCUGCAGAAGCAGUUCCAGAAGUGUUGAUCAGAAACCAGGAUGAUGAAACGGAUUUCUUGUUUUUUGAAUAUUCGGAUGAUGACAUUUUGGAGAAAUGUAGAGAUGAGAAUGAGCUGUUGAAAUUGGAUAGGCUGACGGAUUAUCAAUUGACGAAAACUAAUAGUAAAGGAGAGACUUUGCUGCAUCUGGCAGCUAUGAAGUCGGAUAAUCAUAGAGUUGUGGAAAAGUUGUGUUCAUUGGGGUCCAAAGUGGACGCGAAAGACAACGGUGGAUGGACACCUCUCAUGGAAGCUGUUGCUAACAAUCAAUGUGGAAAUGUGAAGGUUUUGAUUCGGUUUGGAGCUGAUGUGAAUGCGAAAAGUAUUCAAUCAUUCGAAUGUGACUCACCGGAAGAAAUUAACCAUGGAAACUUGACACCUUUGAUGGAUGCGUGUACGAAUGGAUACAUUGAAAUCGCCCAGAUAUUGAUUGAUAAUAAAGCGAGAGUUGAUUUGAGAGAUAAAUCUGGUUGGACGGCCUAUCACCAUUUAAAACAACACAUUGAAGACAAGGAAGUUACUGACGAAGAGACGCUGAAAUUCGCGGAGUAUCUUAGAACUGCCACACAGAAUUAUGGUCCACUUGUGGAUAUUCCUGUUUGCAAUAUCAAAACGUCAUCAAAUCGGUUGAAUCAGGAAUCCGAUGACUCGCCUCCAGAUGAUGUCGAAGAUGGAAUUAUUCUUGGAAUGGCUGCUUCGAGAAAACGAAAAUUUUUGAGUGAAUACGAAAAUUCCAGAAAUUUGAAUAAACGAAAGCAGCGGAGUGGAGAGAAUAUGAGAAUGUCACCUCCAUUUGUCCACAUCCCCCAGAAACGUAACAUCCAGCCAUCUUCAUCAUAUGUUCAACCAAGAAAAAUCUAUCGACAGACCUCAUCGUCUUCCCUCACUUCAAAUCCACGAUAUUCGAUGUCUCCCAGAAGAUCUAUGUCCCCAUCAGGAACUAUUCGUUCCGCCCCCUCCGUCUAUGCAGGAGACGAUGAUAUUCAAGUUGUAGGAGUCAGAAGAUCCUUUGAUAGACCCCAGGUCCAGAUCGCUCCAAAACUGCCGUCACCUGCAGUUGUUCAUCAACGUUUUGUUCCAUCUCCGAGGCAGCAAUUUGAUCUGAAUUCGUCAGAAAUUGUUGUCAAAUGUUGCUUUCAACUGCCGGCUGGAAGUGGUGAUGAGAUUCGGCCAGAGAAGUUGCCCAUGAAACGAACAAUGUCGAUCUCUGAAGUCAAAACUACAGUAAUCUCAAGAAUCCCCGCCAUCUCUCAAUUCAAGAUAAAGGCAGUCUGGAAUAAAGAUGACGAAGACAAAUGUGGAGUCGAUGAGCUCACUUUGACUCAAGUCGCCGACAAGCCGAAUCAACGUGAAGUGGCUCUUGUAUUCGAUUUGGGCGCCCCGUCGGCUCACGAGAUUUAUCAGGAAAUUUCGAAAAUUUGUGGUUACUGUAACCACAGUAGCCUCAUUGUUGUGAUUACAGUAUCAGAACUCUAA